Messenger RNA from Homalodisca vitripennis (glassy-winged sharpshooter), 789 nucleotides. RefSeq names its product WAS/WASL-interacting protein family member 1-like. NCBI's taxonomy places the organism in Eukaryota, Metazoa, Arthropoda, Insecta, Hemiptera, Cicadellidae. The transcript has a single exon. The record is from RefSeq and is a predicted model, not a curated record. The coding region runs from base 1 to 789 and encodes 262 amino acids.
AUGUGGUGCUUGGCACCUCUUGCUAUUGCAAGGCCGGAGCCUCCGGUGUACACAGACGACUACAAUGACAACAACGACUUCGUGGGAGGCACAGGACACGGAGGAGCAAACACCAUCGUCCUCCUAGGAGGCGGUGGCGGUCACGGUGGUGGUGGAGGUGGUGGAGGCCAUGGAGGUGGAGGCGGUGGCUACACGACUGGAGGUGGAGGCGGCUACAGCGGCGGAAACGGCGGCGGUGGAUUUGGCGGCCACUCCGGUGGAGGAGGUGGAGGCGGCUUCGGUGGUACUGGUGGAGGUUACAGUCAAACUGCUGUCGUCCAGAAACACAUCUACGUCCACAUACCUCCUCCAGAGACUGAGUACACAGCGCCACAAAAAGUAAUUCCUCCACCACCACCGAAAAAGCACUACAAGAUUGUCUUCAUCAAAGCUCCCUCUGUUCCCACCCAGUCGGCUCCAGUGCUUCCUGCCCCUCAGCAAGACCAAGAAAAAACUCUUAUCUACGUCCUUCACAAACAUCCAGCCGACCAACCCCCCAUAGUGAUACCCACCCCUCAGCCCACCCCUCCCUCAAAACCAGAAGUUUACUUCAUCCGGUAUAAAACCCACAAAGAAAUCUCUGCAGGUCCAACUGUUGGUCCGUACAUCUCCAGCACGACUCUGGGUCCUCACUUCUCCAGCAGUACAUUCUCUCCAGUCUCCAGCACCUUGGGGCAUGUCGGCUCCUCCUCCGUCAGCAUCGUGCCUCGGCCCAGUCCCUCAUACAGUACUACGGCUUCCUACCAUUGA